Arabidopsis lyrata subsp. lyrata is the source of this 1409-nucleotide messenger RNA. RefSeq lists its product as uncharacterized. NCBI's taxonomy places the organism in Eukaryota, Viridiplantae, Streptophyta, Magnoliopsida, Brassicales, Brassicaceae. Bases 55 to 1149 code for a protein of 364 amino acids. The transcript has 3 exons. The record is from RefSeq and is a predicted model, not a curated record.
GUACCAGCCCUUGCUUGUAGGUCAAGCAAUUGUCCAGAUAUUGUAUUAAGUUAAAUGAAACGUGAAAUUAAUUUGAUAAUUAUCCAACUAAACCGGUUGUUUAGCAAUAAAACCCGGUUCAAUCGACCCGCAUUUCCCUAUAUAAACCCAACUCCAGUGAUCGUCUCUUUCAUCAACUUCUCAUUUCUCACUUUCGCAUUGAACUUUAUUAACAGUACUGAGAUCAAGAUGGCGACGCUAAACAUGGCGGAAACCCUAGAAACCCUAAUCGCUAGCUCCCAAGAAGCUGAUUACUCCUACGAUCCCGAAGAAGAUGACAUUGAUCUCUCCCUCCUUCGUCUGAACAGCUUCGGAAACUCCUCUGAUCGCCGCCGUGCGAAUUCCUCUCCUCCGCAAUUCAAAUCGUACGGAUCUUUCGGCUCCUCUUCAACCACCGCAACAACCAGCCCCGUGAAACGUCCAUCGCCGGAAUCGAAGGAAGGUGACGAGCCGAGACGCAAGAAACUGUUUAUUCCACGACCUGAGGAAGAAGAAGACACAAGUCUCAUGGGAUAUUCAAAGAUUCCACUUCCUUUGGUUGAUUUCAAUCCGACGCAAAUCCGUUCUCCUCUUUACAAGCGAUCUUUAUCGGAUACAUUUGCUUCGCCCGUUGGAUCUACAUUCGGGUCGGGUUAUACCAGAAACAGCGUCGGUCAAGAAACAUCACCGCCUUCGGGUAAUGUCCCUUCUCUCCCACCACGUCCACCAAUGUUCCGGAGGUCCGUCUCCGAUCUUUCGCCGGCACCUUCCUCCAAGUCUCUUCUUGGAUCUUCUCGCUCCAAUGCAACUCCUGAAGGUGAUCUUGUGACUCCAGAAAGCUCUGAUGCCAAUAAGAUGCUGUAUAUUAUCAAGGAUGGAGUUCGUGAAUUGGAUCAAUGGUGUAACAAGCUUCUUAAGUACGGUGAAGCAGUCUCCUCUGGCUCUGUGAAACAAGACGACAGUCCUAAGGCAGAAGAUGAGGUAGUACAAGAGGAGCAACCGAAAGAGUGCAAAGAAGGGGUGAAGGUGAACAGACUCGGUGAGGCCUUUGUGGUUGAGAUCAACUGUCCAUGUGGAAGAAACUACCAAACUCUCUUCUCAGGCCGUGACUGCUACUACAAGCUCUUGUAGAAUGGUGACUGCUACUUUUUGCAGUUGUUGGACAUUCACACUCUUUGACCAUCAUCACCAUUAGUUGAAGGAUCUAUCAUGCUGCAUAUUCAUCACAAAGAUUUUCUGUAGAUAAGACAUACACACACUGUUUCAUGCUUGUAUAGAUACUAGCGAGCUAUACACAUUGUUCCAUUGUCAUAUACUCUUGUGGAUUCGCUUACUUGGAAUACUCUUAAACAUGUUUCAUUCGUUAAAAUGGAAGUUUGAUUUCUUGUGUG